GGGGGCGUGACCGGGCAGCGCUAUGGACAUGGACGCCUUGAGCACAUGAUCACAGGAGCUGAUUUUGCAGCAGCAGGGACGGACCCGCAGCUUCAGUCAUGUCGUCAGUUGUCAGCGUUUUUCAGGGACACAAAGUCGGUGCGUGUGUGUGAGGAGCGGGAGGUGGAGGAGUUUUGGACCUCCCUCGGUGCAGAGAUGCUGUGUUUGCUUUCUGUCACAACUGAAGUGUCUCCUCUCAGACUCUGGAAACUACACUGAAAGAGAACCUGAAUGCCAAAGGAACAGGGGCAUUUCGGGGAGCGUGCUGCCCGCAGCACCUCAAAGAAUGCCAAGGAUAAGAGUAACAGUGCCACUCUGCGGGCGUCCAAGGGUGGCACCCAUACGGACCUACCGGCACUCGGUGACAUGAACAGCCGCAUGCUGCGCUGUCACUCGGAGAAGGACUCUGAAAAAGACUCCGGAUACUCGGAGGCUGGCUCAGACACGGUGCACACUGAUGUGGAUGACCAGCGCAGCAGCGUCAGUCAACCUCACAGGGAGAGCAACAAAAGCUCCAACAACAACAGCAUCAAUGUGAAUUCUGCAGGACACAACAGGCCCGCGUACAGUGAAGUCGCACCAUUUUACAUCAUCAAGAACCUGGUAGUGAAGCCGUCUCGACCAGAUCAGCUCCUACACGGGCCCCUAGCAUGGGGCGCAGGUUGGCACAAUGCUAAAGCCCCCACCCAGCUCCUAUUGAUCCAACAGCCCACACUGACCGGCUCCUCCGCCGCAACGCUCUCAUCCACUCAAGCUGCACCCAAAGGUCAAUCGAAGACAGGAAGCGGUCCAAACAUCCAGAGUCACAGCAACAAGAACUCAUACCUGCCAAUCCUCAAUUCUUACCCGCGCAUAGCCCCCCAUCCCAGGAAGGAGAGUCAUGAGAGCAAGUCCACUGUGUGGGUAGAGGGACCGAAGGAGGGGGGAAGUGAGGGCCAGAGCCAAAGCAAGAGGGUGUGCACUGAGGAGGAGAAGAGGGAGGUGGUGUCCACCACCAGCCAAAUCCUCAAACCACAGCAGGCUCCAAAAGAAGGCAAAGCUCAUCCUCAAUCCCAGCACAAAACAAGAGGAGGUCACAAGUCCUUUUCUCUCUCCUCCCACCGACCUCAGCCCACUCACGCCUCCUCCACCACCCAGCACAAGCCCCGUCACUGCAAGCAAAGUUCAGGCUGUGAGAGUGUGAGCUCACCCUCCGUCUCCAGCUCCCAGACCCCCUCACCUCCUUCUUCCUCGGACUCCCCCUCAUCAUCUUCAUCCUCUCCCCCCUCCUCGUCGUCUCCCUCCUCUUCCUCAACUCACAGUCCAUAUCAUCCGGCUCCAGACAGCACAUCCGCACGCCAGCGUCGUUUCCUCAACACAGCUGAGAUCCUGAACCAGUCGGGGCUGCUGGCCAUCACGCUCCGCACCAAGGAGCUGCUGAAGCAGAACGCCACCACAGAGAGAGAAAUCGCCCAGCUUCGACAGCACACUAACCUCCUGUGUCAGGUGGCCCAGGGCAGGGGCGGCGGAGGCUCCGAAAGCCUGGAUAAACUAGUGCAGGCCAUGUCCAAGUCAGGUUCUUACCCCGACCUUGACCCCACUCAGCUGAAAGCCCUGAGCAGCAUCCAGCCACAGAGCGGAGAGGAGGAGAACGAAAAAGACAAUGACAUGAAAACCACUAAGACACUGAGCAGCACAGUGCAGGUGGUGUCACUACAGAAGAUUGAUGCUGGGAUAUCACCACCCUCGCCUCUGUUUGCACCUUCACCAAACACUGAGGCGACACAACAUGACGGAGAUCCUCUGGACCUCAUGUCCUCUGUGUCUUUUCCCAGGUCCGUCCCUGAACAGGGAUUCAGACCAUCACUAAUAGACAAGGAUUUAAGUGAUCUCACCAUGUUGCCAGAGAGCUCAACACACAGUGACUUUCUCCUUUAGCGCCCAGACUGUGGAGUGAACUGGCAAGACACUCAGAACCUGGAGAUCUGUCUGUGGUAAACACUUUAUUUAUAGCAGACAGAUCCUCACUCAUGCCAGGUAAAUGCCUGUCCUCCACGUAUCCGUGUUUUUCUUUUACAGCUCUUUUUUCUCAUUGCUUUUUUUUUCUUUCAUGACAUAAUACAAUAAAAACAACCAAAUAAUGAAUAAAAAGAAACAACAUGUAUGAUGUACCGUUUUAAUUUUCACUCAGGUCUGCUGUGGAGACUUGUAUCAGACUUUUGCUUUAAGAGACUCUAUAUGUACAGUACAUAUAUAUAAGUAUGGAAUUUCACAUGUACACAAACUGACAGCUUUUUAGCGUUGGAUAACUGCUUCAGCUCCAUUUUUCAGAAUAGAGCUUCAGUCAACUAUAGAAUAUUACACUGUUUAUUCUGAAAUAUGGAGAAACUGGCAAAUUAUUUGCAAAUCUUCACUGCCGUCUUGUCGAUUGACGAUACUUUUAAGGAAUAUAAAAACUAAAUCAGUUAUAAAUCUCAUCAAACUUGUGGUCAAAAGAGGCGAUUAAUGUGAGAAAAACCUGUCAUGAAAGCAGAGAGUCCAACAUGGAUUCCUACAUGACUUUAUACUAUUUAAAAAAGGCCAGAUUUCUUCAAACAUUCAACACUACUGUGACAAAUGAGUGAUAAGAUGCUCAUAGGAGGAGCAUGACUUUUAAUAUGCAAAGAUAACAGCAACGGCAACCUCGAAAAACGCUAAUCAGCAGUCUGACUGAAACUCAGAUUCAAUCACACAAUGACUGGUGACGGUGAAGAACCGGGCUUUGUCUCACCACACUUUUUUAUGUUGAUGCGCUGAAUAAUGUAACACUUUAAUGUCGAAUGCUCGUCUCUUUUGUGCGACACGAAGUAAAAGUGAGUCAGCAGCUUCACUUACACAACAGGAGAGAAAAUUGUUGAAUAACUGUGGAGAGGGUGAACAAUGAGCACAGCGAAGUAAAGGCUAAAAAUAGGGAACACAGCUGUCAAUCUGUUCAAGAAAGUACAGCAAUAAAGGACUACUUUAGUGGCAGGAAGGUCACAGGUUCACAGUCUGUUUUAUUUUUUUCUCUUGUGUUGGUCGAUGCUCUCUUUUUAAAUAAAUAUAAAUAUGCAGAGUAGAGAGAAAUGUAAUGAAGGCUUUACAUUGUUUGUAGCUGUGCAUUUUCUGCUGCAGUACUUGCCCUUGUGAUCCUUGGGUAUUACCUGGACAGGCUGCAGCCAGCCAUUCAUUCACUGUUAGCUGGGUAUGUCUCAGGGUGAUGUGAAGCUACUGUUUGUAGCAGCAUAUUACUGUACAACAAUGUUCACAUGUUCAGGAAAGUGAGAUCCAAAUGGGAAACACAAUUGUAGACAUGAUGUACUAAUCUGUUGUAUGGCAGAUUAAUUGUAUCCUAUAGCUGAUGAGCUAUUGUACUUGCCAUCACUAGUUUCCAUGCAGAUGUAUCCCUGGGCUCAACACUCUGCUCCAAGCUGCUGACAGUGUGUUGAAUGUGAAUAGAACGUGUGUUGUGAUCCAUUUAAUAUAUGAAUGUGAGUGAGAGGAAGUGAAUGGGUUAAUGGAAUAGGGUGGUGAGUGCUCUGGGUGCUCAGUCAUAAGGAGAAGUCUUUUGCCAUUAGUAAAGCGAGUCAAACUAAGUGUAAAACACUUUAGCUCAGAUAACACAGCUGAUAAGAAUUUGAAAUCAAUUCACUGUCCGAACAAUGAAUCGACGGUUUGGUGUGUUCUAUAACACCAGGUGUGUCGUAAGGCUCUAUCAACCAUAAAAUACCAUUAGAAGGACACCUGUAGUGACUCGAAUUGUCCACAGGAAAGUGCCCUUUGAUUCAGUAUCCUCAUCAGUUUUCAUCAGUUUCAGUUGCAUUACCAUUUCAAGUUUUUCUUUUAUUCAAAUACUUGAUUGUCAGUUUUUCUUUUCUUUUUUUUGUCAGUCAUCCUGGAACUUUGUCUGUGUUUGUUUUAUUUUUGUCUGUGUUUGUGUUCCCUGAUCUGUGGCUCACUUGUAAAAAUGUGUGCUUGUAAAUCCUAAAUGUCACCUUAAAAAAACAAUGAUUGUAGUUUUAAAACACUGAUCUUUAUUACCUUUACUGUACUAAUAAGUAUUGGAUGUAGAGAUGCUGAACUAAAAGACGUUUUUACGUUUUUCUGUUGUUUUGGUCAGGAUUCAUUCAUUUUAAAUAAAAAACUACAAAUGGCCCUUUUUCAGUUUUUUUUUCACAUAUAUAUAUAGCUGUUCCCUUCAUCUGCCUCCAUUGAUCCCCAGCUUUUGUUUCCUCUACUGUUAACCUAACAAUCCACACUAAGACUCUACAGAUGAUUCAUUCUUUUGAAUGGUAAUCAUAAUGAAUAUUUAUAGCCUUACUGCAGCCGACUCUGUUUAAUGUAUUGUUGUUCUAUGCACAGCCACAGAUUCAUAUGCAAAUGUAUGUGUAUAUUUCAAAAAGUUAUUUUUGUAAGCAUUAAUUCCUGCCAUGAGCUUUUCUACAGUAAUGGACUGAUGGACUUCUACGUUCAGCUAAGGUAAGAGAAUCUCUGGCUUUAGGUCUUACUGCUAAACCCCCCUUCUAGUUCUAAGAGACUAAACCAACUCAAAAAAAAAAAAAAAAAAAAGAAAAGAAUGUGAGUGUCAGCGGUCAACUGUAGGGGGCGGGCUGAUAUUGGAACGUUUGAAUAACGGAAAUAGAAAUACGUUGUACAGUCCUUAUUUCCGGUUUGCUAACACGAGGAUUUCCGUUUGGGCUUCCAGCGGGUGUUCAAAUAAAAAAAAUGGGCACGGUGGCUACACGUGAUUGAUUGAAAUGGUGGGUUUUUGAAAACAAAAAUUGUCGGUUGUAUCUUGUUUGUAAUUGUAGUCGUUCGGUCGUGCAAUUUAGUGCAAUUUACGCUAGCAUAUGUGUCUCGGCAGCUAACGUUAGCUUCUGCCAGAAGUUAAAAUGAUUCGUAGUUAGUUUUUCGUGCUAAAUAAUGAACAUGGAGUUGUCGUGGUAAAUACGAAAUUGGUCUUUGACAGGAGUUUGAGCUGGGCUGAUGCACCUAUUUGAAAA
Molecule: messenger RNA, 5039 nt
Organism: Cynoglossus semilaevis (tongue sole)
Lineage: Eukaryota; Metazoa; Chordata; Actinopteri; Pleuronectiformes; Cynoglossidae
Product: CLOCK-interacting pacemaker-like
Exons: 4
Coding region: 271-1956 (561 amino acids)
Biological process (GO): negative regulation of circadian rhythm; negative regulation of DNA-templated transcription
Cellular component (GO): nucleus
Source: RefSeq, a predicted model, not a curated record